AUGGUUUUUUGCGGAAAGCCAAGCAAGGCAUGUUUAUGCUGCCGAAAGAGAAGGAUAAAGUGUGACCAGAAGUCACCGGCUUGUACACAAUGUAUACGAGUGGGCAAGAUUUGUCCAGGGUAUCGCGAUCAGCUAGAACUUUGCUUUCGGAAUGAGAAUGAAAGGACCUUGCGAAAAGCCAAUUCCGUAAACAGUACAUCUAUUGUGAGAGCUAAAAGUUCUCCUCACAAUGGAAAAUUCAAGGUUUCAUCUCCUAUUACACGACUAGCAACCAAAGCCGCAGUCUCUAUAACAGAAUUCGAAUCUAGAAAUCCUCCUAUAUCGAACUUGCCCAUAGCCAAGAACUGGUGUCCUUUGGAUGAUAAGGGAAUAGCCUUCUUUCUAACGUAUUAUAUGACGAUUCCACUAGAACGCACACAUAACUGGGUUGAUCUAAUGCCAACUAUGUCUGUUAAAUCAAGAACGUUAGAAGCAGUUUCUUCGGUGGGACUGGCUGGACUAUCAAACGCCACCAAUAAUCCCAAUUUGAUGCAGAUUGCAAGAAAGAAGCAUUCUGAUACUGUGAAUUUUGUGAUUCGGGAACUUGGAGAUAUUGUGAAUGCAAAUAUUGAGGGACUCUUACAGAAAGUUGUGAUGUUAAUCAUCUUCGAGUUGAUAAACACUGCACCCCGUGAAUCACAUUCACUGUCUGUGCAUUUCAACGGUGCUUUAAGUCUAUUGGAAACACUAGCUUUAAGAAAUUACGAGGAAAACAAACCGACCACGAAACUCCAGUUGCAAUUUUUUUUUUUUGCUGCACAUAUUAAGUACUUUGAGGAGAAGAACCUCCCCUCGACGCAACUAAUCGACUUUUCCAAGCUUAUUCUAGAGAACAAGCGAACGCAAGACGUGACUGCUUCUGCAGUGGUUGAGAUUGCUAUUCGAUUCAUCAAUCUUUACGCAUCCAUCAGGGCGAAAGCAUUUACCAAUCUAGUUGAAAUUGUUUCGGCGCUAGCUUUCCUGGAUGGCGAAUUGGAGCGAUGGGAAGCAAAUCUCCCUCUUGACUGGAAUUUUACUGUACGGAGCAGAGACUUGCCAGAUGGGAGUUCUUUCAAUGGGAAAUGUCAUGAAUAUUGUGAUGUCUGGAUUUCGCGAAUGUUUAAUCACUAUCGAUGGAUGAGAAUAUUAUUGAAUGAACUUCUUCUCGAGCAUUUGAAUAGGAUGACAUACCUGACGUCUGAACAUUUGGUUCAAAAGAUGAAAGCAUUAAAAAUAAUCAACAGGAUGGCAACAGAUAUUUGCACUAGCAUCUCUAGUUAUUUUGACCAUACCACACUAGUGGAACGUCCAACGUUGUUACCUCAAAUGAGCGGUAUACCAGUGUUUUUGAUGAUUUGGCCCUUAUUCGUCGUUGGUGGAGGAAUUGGUGUACCGCAGCAUUUGUACAACUGGGUUCUCGGUCGAUUGGAUAUUAUCAACAAACAGUUAGGCGUUUUAUCCGCGCAGACAAUGAUGGAGCGGACCAAGAUACGCCGACAGAGGUGGGUUCGUGCAGAUGUGAAAGCAUCACGCACAACAUGCAAUGAUACCUUAUUUCCCCUGAUCCUUGAAACUGGCUGCGAGAUGCAGAUGGAGAUGGAGCCAUUGGACUGA
Botrytis sinoallii is the source of this 1632-nucleotide messenger RNA. RefSeq lists its product as uncharacterized. The transcript is spliced from 4 exons. Gene Ontology annotation, biological process: regulation of DNA-templated transcription. Gene Ontology annotation, molecular function: DNA-binding transcription factor activity, RNA polymerase II-specific; zinc ion binding. NCBI's taxonomy places the organism in Eukaryota, Fungi, Ascomycota, Leotiomycetes, Helotiales, Sclerotiniaceae. The record is from RefSeq and is a predicted model, not a curated record. The coding region runs from base 1 to 1632 and encodes 543 amino acids.